This is a messenger RNA of Spinacia oleracea (spinach), 752 nucleotides long. RefSeq names its product ubiquitin-NEDD8-like protein RUB2. The record is from RefSeq and is a predicted model, not a curated record. The transcript has a single exon. The coding region runs from base 112 to 582 and encodes 156 amino acids. NCBI's taxonomy places the organism in Eukaryota, Viridiplantae, Streptophyta, Magnoliopsida, Caryophyllales, Amaranthaceae. Gene Ontology annotation, molecular function: protein binding.
UAAAUCAAAACCCCACCUUUCUUCUCCUUCAUCGUCUCACUACCAAGUCCCAAGUUUCCCAUAUUCACUUUCUCUUUCCCCACCAAAAAAAAACAACCCCAAAUUGUCACAAUGCAAAUUUUCGUGAAAACCCUAACUGGGAAAACCAUAACCCUAGAAGUGGAAUCCUCCGAUACAAUCGACAACGUCAAAGCCAAGAUCCAAGACAAAGAGGGAAUCCCACCGGACCAGCAACGCCUGAUCUUCGCCGGGAAGCAAUUAGAGGAUGGAAGAACACUCGCCGAUUACAACAUUCAGAAGGAAUCGACCCUUCACUUGGUGCUCCGUCUUCGUGGUGGGACUAUGAUUAAGGUCAAAACCCUAACUGGGAAGGAAAUCGAGAUUGAUAUUGAACCAACUGAUACUAUUGAUCGUAUUAAGGAGCGCGUGGAGGAGAAAGAAGGUAUACCACCUGUUCAACAGAGGUUGAUUUAUGCUGGGAAGCAGCUUGCCGAUGAUAAGACUGCUAAGGAAUAUAAUAUUGAAGGGGGUUCUGUUCUUCACCUUGUUCUUGCUCUUAGAGGAGGUGCUGCUUCUGCUUAAAUUUAUGAUCUUUUAUCGAAUUUGAGAGACGAUUCUGUGAAGGGUUUAUUGGGGAAAUAUAAAAAAUUAUGUGAAUUUUGAGUUUUAGGAUUUUAGUUAUGUGGAUUGUUAUUGUUGUGGUACUGUUGGAAAUUCAACUGCUACGGACUAAUUAAUGGUUAUUUUAGUUA